UCGUGCGCAGUAAAUAGUAGAUGAUUUUAUAGCAUCUAUCUAGUAGCUAGUGGAGAGCAUUCAUUAAAAUUCUUUAAAUGAGAACCACAUAAUUCAAAAAAUAGGAAAUAUACGAUCAUCACAAUAUCAGAUCAUACAAAUUUUAAUUUAAUUAUAAUAAUAAAAAAAUCUGCACUCUGUUUUGAGGUUUGACUACUAUUCAGUAAAAAAAUGUGGUUUCUUGGUUGGAAAGGACCAUCGGGAUUCUCAGCUUCCUCAACCGCCGAUCAAGUCACUCAAGGAAUCGAUGGAACCGGUCUCACUGCCAUCGUCACAGGAGCAUCAAGUGGUCUUGGUUUGGAAACAACCAGAGUUAUUGCUUUGCGUGGUGUUCAUGUUGUUAUGGCAGUUAGGAAUGUGAACAAUGGAAUGAAUAUCAGAGAAACUAUACUUAAGGAAAUUCCUGCUGCUAAAAUUGAUGUUAUGGAAUUAGAUCUUAGCUCUAUGGCAUCUGUCAGGAAAUUUGCAGCUGAUUUUAACUCCUCUGGGCUUCCACUUAACAUUCUAAUUAACAAUGCAGGGCUUAUGGCUACUCCAUUCAUGCUUUCCCAAGACAAUAUUGAAUUGCAGUUUGCAACCAAUCAUUUAGGCCAUUUUCUGUUGACAAACCUUUUAUUAGAGACUAUGAAAAAAACUGUAAGAGAGUGCAGCCGGGAAGGCAGGAUAGUUAUUGUAUCAUCAGAGGCUCACAGAUUUGCAUAUAGUGAAGGGAUUCGAUUCGAUAAGAUCAACAAUGAAUCAGUAUAUAGCAGUUAUUCUGCCUAUGGACAAUCAAAGCUUGCGAAUAUUUUACAUGCCGAUGAGCUUGCAAGGCGCUUGAAGGAAGAAGGAGUGCAAAUAACUGUUAACUCACUUCAUCCUGGUACAAUUAUAACAAAUAUUCUACGGUACCAUGGUUAUUUUAACGCCGUUGCUAAUAUGGUGGGCAAGUACUUCCUUAAAAAUGUGCAACAGGGAGCUGCAACCCAAUGUUACGUUGCAUUGCAUCCACAGGUAAAGGGAAUAUCUGGUGAAUACUUUGUGGAUAGCAAUAAGGGAAGCCCAACUUCUUUAGCUAAAGAUAAAGAACUGGCGCAAAAACUUUGGGAAUUAAGUGUAAGUUUGUCUAAUACAAAGUAGCUUUGAGGUUUGUUUGACUCAAAUCUUGCUACCCUAAGCUAGAGCAAAGUUCAUGUGCAAAACAACUAUUUGUAUUAAAAAAAGUUUCAGAGAUUUAGAAAUGCAUAGUAGUUAUUAAACUUUUACAUCUUGAAGCUUUUUAGUAAUCAAUAGCUUAGACUAUCCAUUUAGUUGUUUAAGAUGGUUAUUGUUUACUUAUACAUCUUGAACCUUUUUAGUAUCAAUAGCUCAGACUAACCCAUUACUUGUUUGAAA
Molecule: messenger RNA, 1413 nt
Organism: Cicer arietinum (chickpea)
Lineage: Eukaryota; Viridiplantae; Streptophyta; Magnoliopsida; Fabales; Fabaceae
Source: RefSeq, a predicted model, not a curated record